GCACCCCCAGUCAAUCCUGACUUCCCUCUCCCCCCACAUGUCUCUGCCUGCAGCCCUCUUGUCUCGCGUCCCGUUCAGCCUCUCGCACGACGAGCCUGGCACGCCUGCUUCGGACUCGGACACGGAGUCCAUCACCACCACCUCCUCGUCCGCCUCCUCGUCGCUGUCGCCCAGCAGACUGCUCGACCGUCUUGUGCAUCACGUGUGUGCGCGUGCGGAUAUUCUCAAGCCUGCGCUUCUCGGCGCUGUCUUCGAUAUGCACUGCGGCGAUGACGCUGCGCUGCUGACGCUGUGCAUCAACGAGCAGAAAUCCGCGGACCUGUCCCACCAGACCAUCGUCCGGUUGGCCCCUUCCGAGUGGCAGGCCAAGCAAGUCGACGGCGUAGACUACCGAUUCGCUUCUGCCGAUGGCUGCGUUAGUUUUUCCCAUACCAAGGCUGCUAUCUCAACCGACCCUCUCCAAGCCAGCCGUCUGAACACCUUUGCGGUCGCCGGCCUCCGCUGCGUGCUGUCUGCCGUGUCAGAGUGCGGCCACGAUUCGGUGUACAUCCUCGAACGACCGAGGGUCGUGUUCCCGCCGCUGUCCACUGCGCCAUCGUAUAGCCCGUGUGCGAAGAGACCAGAGACAGGCAACAUUCCCACGCUCGGGGAGUGGCAGAACCUCUGGCGGGCCUGGGAUCUCGUCACUCUGGGCAUGAUUCCCCAGGAGAUGCUGCUCCAGAAGCCCAUCGACCUGCGUCACAAAUGUCUUUUCUACAUCGGGCACAUCCCAACGUUCCUGGACAUGCUGCUGUCCAAGUCCAUCGGGGGCUCGCCAACCGAACCGGCGUAUUUCUGGGACAUCUUCGAGCGCGGCAUCGACCCCCACGUCGACGAUCCCGACCACUGCCACAACCACUCGGUCGUCCCCGAGAAAGAUGAGGACUGGCCGUCGCUGGACGGCAUCAUCGGGUUCCGCAACGGCGUCCGGGCCCGACUGGCUCAGUUGUACGACGACAUCGACAGCGGAAAACGGACGCUGACGCGAAACAUCGCGCGGACACUCGUCAUGACGCUGGAGCACGAGGGCUGGCAUGUCGAGACGCUGCUGUACAUGCUCAUCCAGCGCGCGGGAACAGGGACGCUCCCGCCGCCCGGGUUCACCGAGCCCGCCUGGGAUCUGCUCAAGCUCCAGUGGGAUGCGACACCCAAGCCUUGCGCCGAUUCGGUGGUCGUGGGCCCCGCGAUGGUCACCAUGGGCCACGACGAUUCCGAAGCCGACGACGCCGUUGCCGCGCUCAAGUUCGACGCCGAGGAGCGGGAAUACGGCUGGGACAACGAGAGCCCGCCGCGUCAAGUCCGUGUCGAAAGCUUCAGGGCGUCCUGGCGACCGAUCACCAACAACGAGUUCUUUGAGUUCUGGGCCGCGGGAAAAGCCGAGCUGCCCCAGAGUUGGGUCGAGGAGGAUGGCCAGAUCAAGGUUCGAACGGUGUAUGGCCUAGUGCCAAUGGACGUGGCGGGCGAAUGGCCGGUUCUCACAACAUACGACGACUUGAAAGCAUAUGCGCGAUCCAAGGGAGGUCGCCUACCGACAGAGCCCGAGCUGCGGCUCUUCCUGGACACACACGACAGCGGAUUCGAGGGUGGAGGAAACGUCGGCUUCAGAAACUGGCACCCAGUCCCAGCAACUGCAGGCAUCGACGGAGCCAAAGGCACCAACGGCGGAGUCUGGGAGUGGACAUCGACCGUCUUCGACACACACGAGGGCCUCGCACCAACAAACCUGUUCACGGGAUACUCCACGGACUUCUUUGAUACCAAGCACCAAUCAGUGCUUGGCGCUUCCUACGCAACAAUCCCUCGACUGGGUCGAAGGACCGUCCGCAACUUCUGGCAGCGUGGAUAUGGCUACGCUUGGGUUGGGGCAAGAGUCGUCUGGGACGUCUGAUGUGUAACCAUUUUCAUAUGUAUCAGUAUUUGGCAAUUUACCUAUUUAUUGCGCA
Molecule: messenger RNA, 1982 nt
Organism: Mycena citricolor
Lineage: Eukaryota; Fungi; Basidiomycota; Agaricomycetes; Agaricales; Mycenaceae
Source: the annotation of a GenBank genome assembly